This is a messenger RNA of Candoia aspera, 1212 nucleotides long. It is a transcript of the gene ZPBP, whose product is annotated as zona pellucida binding protein. NCBI's taxonomy places the organism in Eukaryota, Metazoa, Chordata, Lepidosauria, Squamata, Candoiidae. The transcript has 8 exons. Gene Ontology annotation, cellular component: zona pellucida receptor complex; acrosomal vesicle; extracellular region. Gene Ontology annotation, biological process: acrosome assembly; binding of sperm to zona pellucida. The record is from RefSeq and is a predicted model, not a curated record. The coding region runs from base 117 to 1133 and encodes 338 amino acids.
GUGACGCGGGGCGUUCGAGGUCGGCGACUAACGAAUUUGUUGGCGCCCGCGUGAGAAAAAGAAGAGGGGGAGGGCGGGCACGCACCCAGCCCCGCAGCAUUUGUUGGCAUGCGGGGAUGCGGCGCCGAGGACUGCGGAGAAGACGCGACUUCUCCUCUGCCUCCUGGAGUUUCAAUGCCCCCUGGCUUGCUCUGGCAUUGUCCCUAUUGCAGGGACACCCCUUAGUUCAUUCUUCUGCCAGAAUAGAUCCUAGUACACUGAAAGUUGUAGGAUCAACGAAUUUACCAGUCAAAGUUUAUGUCAGGCAGCAUCAUAACAGUCCACAUAUUCUGUGUUUAACAAAUCAUCUGAGAAAUUCAGAAUUGAUCGAUCCAAUAUUUGAGUGGCAUGGACCAAGCGGUGAUUUGGUUACAGGAAAUGAAUCUGUGACAAUAUCACCAACAGGAACUCUUCUAUUCCGACAUUUCAAAUCUUAUAUGAGUGGAAUUUACACAUGUUCCCUAGUGUUUAAGCCUACUACUGAGCAAGAAGAAAAAAGCUAUUUAAUCAAAUAUGUUAUUUAUGCUUAUUCUGAUCCUAGCUUUUACUAUGAGUUUACAGCACGAUAUCAUUCAGCUCCCUGCAAUAGUAUCUAUAAUAGUUCUUUUGAAAAGAAGUUGCUUCAGAUACUGGCCAAGCUUGUCAUGGAGUUAGCCUGUGAGGUGUCAUUGCAGAAGUCUGAAUGCCAUCAUGUAAAAAUGCAGAGAGCUGGAAUGCAAAAUGAGAUCUUUUUUACUUUUAAAGUUUCUUCUCUAGAAGCAGUAAAAGGCAAAACUGUGUGUCAGAGCAGUGUAUGCGAUGUAACAAGAAGAUUACGAAAGGCAAAAGACCUAAUAGAGAAAUUUUUUAGCCAACAAGUUGAAGUUCUUGGGAAAAGAACAGCACCGCUACCUGAAAUAUACUACAUUGAAGGCACUCUGCAAAUGGUGUGGGUUAAUCGCUGUUUUCCAGGCUAUGGAAUUAAUUCUCUACUACAUCCAGACUGCCCUAAUUGUUGUGUGGUUUGCAGUCCAGGAUCAUUCAACCCUCACGAAGGAACUCAUUGUCUUCAGUGCAACAGAAGUCUGGCAUAUGGAACCAAACAUUGUUACUAGAAUGUCAGCAUAAUCCUUUUGCUAUAUGUAGUAACAUUCAUGUACUUUAUAACUUUGUAAUCCAAAUAAAAGGAUUUUU